AUGAGCCGCACCGUGAGGGGCGUGAUCCUUGCGGGUGGCGAGACCAAAAACCCGCUGACCAAGUACCGGGCGAUGCCGGCGGUCCCACUGGGCAGCUCCCUGCUCAUGGUGGACGUGCCAGUCAACAACUGCCUGCAGGCGGGCAUCAACAAAAUCUACGUGCUGACUCAGUUCCAGAGCCACACUCUGAACAGCCACAUCGCGGCCUCCUACCCGCCCAUGAAGCUGGGCGCGCCCGACCAGCAGGCGUGGGUGGAUGUGCUGGCGGCGCAGCAGACGGUGACGGAGCGCGAGUGGUACCAGGGGUCCGCUGAUGCGGUACGCAAGAACCUGGGGGAGCUCAAGGAUGAGGCGAGGGGCAUCACUCCCGCUCGCGAUUAUGUCAUCCUGUCCGGAUCGGCCGUCUACAAGAUGGACUUCCAGAAGCUGGUGGCAUUCCACCGCGAGAAGAAUGCGGACGUGACCAUCGCCAUGCACACCUGCGGGGAGGCCGACGCCCGCACCAAGGGCAUCGCCCAAGUCCACCCCUCCUCCGGCAAGGUGAUGAAGUUUCUGGAGAAGCCGACGGCAGAUGACCUGGGCAGCCUGCGGCGCGAGGACGCCGCCGCCGCGCCCGGCGCAGAGUUCCUGGCUAGCAUGGGCAUCUAUGUGUUCAAGCGGGAGGCGCUGUUCAGGCAGGCUGGGGUGCUGAUCGACCGCCCUCAGCUGGUGCACAUCGGUCACCACGUCAUCCCCAACGCCCUGGCCCAAGAGAUGAAGGUGUAUGCGUACCAGCAUGACGGGUACUGGCACGAUGUCUCCAGCCUCAAGGACUUUUUCGAGACCAACCUGGACCUGGCUGACCCGGAUGCGCUGAUGGGCACGAUUGACGACAUGACGGGGCGGCGCGGCGCCAGCCUGCCGCCGGCCAUGAUGCAGGAUGUGGAGCUGGAUCGCGUGAUCGUGGGAGAUGGGUCGGUGCUGGUGGGCUGCAAGAUCAGCAACAGCGUGUUGGGAGAGAGCACGUAUGUGGGACGGGGCACCAUCGUGGAGAAUGCUCUCAUCCUGGGCAACGGAGCCUGGAUGAGCGACCUCGACCGCAAGCAGGCGCUGGAGCGCGGCGACCGCGUGUACGGCGUGGGCGAUAACUGCUUCCUGAGGCGUUGCGUGGUGGACGAGAACGCCACCAUCGGCAACAACGUGCAGAUCAUCAACAAGAGCGGCGUGGCGGAGGCAGACCGCAGCGAGAGCGGCUUCAUGGUGCAGGACGGGAUCGUGGUGGUGAUGCGCAACGCCGUGCUGCCGGACGGCAUCGUGAUCUGA
This is a messenger RNA of Chlorella variabilis, 1302 nucleotides long. RefSeq lists its product as hypothetical. Bases 1 to 1302 code for a protein of 433 amino acids. Gene Ontology annotation, biological process: glycogen biosynthetic process. NCBI's taxonomy places the organism in Eukaryota, Viridiplantae, Chlorophyta, Trebouxiophyceae, Chlorellales, Chlorellaceae. Gene Ontology annotation, molecular function: glucose-1-phosphate adenylyltransferase activity. The record is from RefSeq and is a predicted model, not a curated record. The transcript is spliced from 12 exons.